Soboliphyme baturini is the source of this 402-nucleotide messenger RNA. Lineage: Eukaryota; Metazoa; Nematoda; Enoplea; Dioctophymatida; Soboliphymatidae. The record is from the annotation of a GenBank genome assembly.
AUGGCACGAAGAGUAGGGCCUCAGCACGUACCUGAGUUCUUCAUGGUUUCGUGUUCUCUCCGCUGGCUUGGUAACGGCUGUUAUUGCGUGUGCACUGACAUGGAAAUGACCUCGAUCGUCACCGUUUUAUACCGUAGUCGUGACUCAUACCAUAAAUCUGUUCCGACACCGAUUGCUCCCCUUGAUCUGUCGUCCGUCCGGACGCUGUAUCGAAAUGAAACGCAUAAAUCUGCGUUAUUGCCGAAGCCGACUGUAUUCGUCGACACCUACGCGGCCCAUUUCAUUCACGGUCGCUACCGCGGCCGACUUUACGACCAGCGUGUGACCUUAUGCGACGGCCCAGUUGGUCGGCGCCGUCGGCGUCCAUAUGUCUUUGCCUCAGUACACGUACCUCACGUUUAG